GGGCGCCUGCUCAUGUCCCUGUGCUUCAGCAGUCUCAGCUUCCUGCUCUUCCACAUCAUCUACCAGAUCACUGUCAACAGUCUACUGGCCGGGAACAACAUAGACCCUGCCUUCAACUGUUCCACGUGGGAGAGAUCCAUACGACAGAUCGGCUUUGAGAGUGUGAUAGGUGCAGAUGCAGGGAACGGUAUUCGUGUGUUUCUCCCUGACGUAGGGAUGUUUUUCACUGGUCUGGCCUGCUGGCUGCUAUGUCACAGUCUGGUCCAAAAGAGACCACCAGAGGACAUGGUUUACGACUUCGAACCGGAGGAAGGGGUGGAAGAGGAAAAUCUUAGCCUUGAUGACAAUGCCCUGAUGGAUGAAAACUUUGAGGCUGGGUACGAGGCCGGAGAAGAGGAGGAAGAGGAGGAGGAGGAGGAAGAUGAGGAGGAGGAAGAGGAGGAGGAAGAAGAGGAGGAAGAGGAGAGCACCAAGAUGAAGAUUCUGGGUCGCGUCGCUGACGUGGCGUCCAAAGUGAAGGAGAUCAUUGGGAAUCUGAUCACCACCGCAGGGAAAGUGGUGGUCACCAUACUACUAGGACUAACAGGUAUAAUUCUGCCCUCCCUGACGUCGGGGGUCUAUUUCUCCAUGUUCCUGUUCCUGUGUACGUGGUGGUCGUUCUGUCGCACCUUCGACACCCUCGUCUUCAGCUGUAUGUGUGUCCUCAUGGCCAUAUUCAGCGCUGGACACCUGGUCAUCCUUUACCUCUACCAGUUCCAGUUCUUCCACGAGUUCAUCCCUCCGGAGGACAGCUACAUCAGUCUGUUCGGCAUCUCAUCCAUCAUCCAGACUGACUGUUCCUCUACAUGGAGGAUGAUAGUUAACCCUAAGCUGGCCUGGCACCACUUUGUUAACCCCAUUAUGCUGCUGCUGCUGUACUACACCCUGGCCACUCUCAUACGCCUCUGGCUCCAGGAACCUAUAGAGGUAGGUAACACCCUGGUAUCUCUCAUACGCCUCUGGCUCCAGGAACCUUUAGAGGUAGGUAACACCCUGGUAUCUCUCAUACGUCUCUGGCUCCAGGAACCUUUAGAGGUAGGUAACACCCUGGUAUCUCUCAUACGCCUCUGGCUCCAGGAACCUAUAGAGGGGUCGGUUGCAAAGUCCAACGAGACGUCUUUUGACUACAUCUCCACCCUAGACUCAGUGGAAAAUGGACCGGUCCGCCAGGACCUGUACUCCACCCCACAGUAUGAAAUGGACCAACUCAAUAACAUUACAGAGAAGGAUGGAGGAGUGUAUGACUUCACGCAGCAGCAGGAGGAGGAGGAGGAGGAGGAGGAGGAGGAGAAGGAGGAGGAGGAGGAGGAGGAGGAGGAGGAGGAGGGCCAAGUGAAUGCUGUUGUAACAGUGUUCAGGUUCAUUAUGAAGCAGAGCUAUAUCUGUGCUCUCAUAGCCAUGAUGGCGUGGAGCAUCACGUAUGUUAGCUGGCUGACGUUUGUGUUCCUGAUGUGGUCGUGUGUGUUGUGGAUGGUGAGAGAUCGUCGUCGCUACACCAUGCUAACCUCUCCCUUCAUGGUGCUCUAUGGGAACCUGCUCAUUGUGCUGCAGUAUAUCUGGAGCUUUGAGCUGCUGGAGCCCGUACCUGGACUCUUCAUCAAGAUGGACGUGCCCUUUAGGCAACUGGGCUCCAAGAUUCUAUGCCUGUUGAGCUUUUGGCUGUUGCUGAUACAGACUCUGACAGAGAGACAAGAGGAACGGAGAGAGGCUGCUGUACUCACUGACGUACAUGUGGAUAACCAACUCGAGAAGAAGAAGGAGGAAGAGGAGGAUGAGGAAGGAGGGGAGCAGGACAUCAUGCAGGUUCUGGGGAACAUGGUGAUGGAGAUGCUGGUGAAAUACUGGAUCUACAUCUGUGGAGGAAUGUUCUUCUUCGUCAGCUUCGAGGGACGCAUGGUCAUGUACAAGAUCAUCUAUAUGAUGCUCUUCCUCUUCUGUGUGGCGCUCUAUCAGGUGCACUAUGAGUAUUGGAGGAGGAUCCUGAAAUACUUCUGGAUGUCUGUGGUGGUCUACACUAUGCUGGUCCUCAUCCUGGUCUACACCUUCAAGUUUGAGACCUCCCUACCCUUCUGGUCUAACAUGCCUGGCAUGAGCAAAGAGAAACUGAAGGACCUGGGACUAGAACAGUUCUCCGUAUCGAUGCUCUUCACACGUAUCUUCAUCGCCACCUCCUUCCUCCUGGUGUGUAUCCUCCACCUUCACUACUUCCACGACCGCUUCCUGCUGCUCACUGAUCUGAAGGCUGUGGCCCAAAAACAGGACAGCACCGUCUACAGAUUCGUACACCAGGAUGAAAGCCUGGCUGACAUCCCCAUGCUCUAUUCUGGAGAACGACUGAUACGGGUGGAGGACGAGAAGGAGGGAAACCUGACGAAGGAGAAGAAGGAUGGAGGGAUGAAGCAGAAAGGAGGACUCCGUCAGUCUAUAGACCUGUGUCGGUCGUUCAACAAGUCUUUUGAGUCCAAAUCCAGUGCAGGGCCGGGGAAGAGUGGCGACUGCACUGUGGGAACUGAGCCAGAGCCCUCCACAGAACACACAACCUCAGACCUAAAGAAUAAGUGGCACCUGGUGGUGGACCGUCUGACUGUGCUGUUCCUCAAGUUCCUGGAAUUUACCCACAAGCUGCAGCUCUUCAUCUGGUGGCUCCUAGAGAUGCACAUCGUCAAGAUCGUCUCUUCAUGCAUCAUACUGGUCUCUGUCCAAGAGGUGUCGUUGUUCAACUACGUGUUCCUGGCGUGCUGGUCCUUCGCUCUGCCCUUCAGUCAGUUCAGACCCCUAGCCUCCAGUAUCUGUACAAUCUGGACCUGCGUUAUCAUCGUCUGUAAGAUGUUGUACCAGCUGGAAUCUAUAAAACCUGCCUCUUACUCCAAGAACUGCUCCAUGCCAACGAACUACACAGAGAAACAGAGAGAAGAGAUGGAAGACUCUCUGCUGUACAAGGAGCCAGUAGACCCGUCCAACUGGGUCGGUCUCAACAAGUUCAACCCUCUACUGGAGAACCUCAGGAACAACCUCUUGAUGUUGGCCAUGCUGGCGUUUGAGGUGACCAUCUACCGUCACCAGCAGUACUACAGACUGAGGAACAAGCUCCCUGCACCCGCUGCUCGCAUCAUCUUCCAUGACAUCACGCGGCAACACCUCGACAACGGCAUCGGCAACUGUGCCAAGUACUUCAUCAACUACUUCUUCUACAAGUUCGGGCUGGAGAUGUGCUUCUUACUGGCGGUGAAUGUGAUCGGGCAGCGUAUGGAUUUCUAUGCCAUGCUGCAUGCCUUCUCUCUGAUAGGCGUGAUGUACAGACGCAGGAGGAAAGCUAUAGCUGAGAUCUGGCCUAAAUACUGUUGUUUCCUGGCCUGUCUGCUAACCUGGCAGUACUUAGUCUGCAUCGGGAUACCACCUGCAGCCUGUGAAGACUACCCAUGGCGGUUCCCUAACUCUGCAAUGGACUCCAACGUCAUCAAGUGGCUGUAUUUACCUGACUUCCACACCAACCCCAACCCAAUCUUUCUUGUCUAUGACUUCAUGCUCCUUCUCUGCGCCUCACUCCAGAAGAGUAUAUUUGAAGAGGAGAACAAGGCAGCCGUCCGUCUCAUGGCCGGAGACAACGUGGAGAUCUGUAGAGACCUCGACGCAGCCUCCUUCAGCGUUCACAACCCUGUGCCCGACUUCAUACAUUCCAGGUCCUACCUGGACAUGCUGAAGGUCAUCACAUUCAGCUACCUGUUCUGGUUCGUCCUCACCAUCAUCUUCAUCACCGGCACCACGCGUAUCAGCCUCUUCUGUUUGGGCUAUAUAGUGGGAUGUUUCUACUUCCUGCUGUUCGGCAGGGAGCUGCUGCUCAAGCCAAUCAAAAACAUUCUCCACUACUGGGACUUCCUGAUCGCCUAUAACGUGUUUGUGAUCACCAUGAAGAACAUCCUGUCUAUCCUGGCCUGUGGUUACAUCAAUGUCCUGGUGGUCAACAACUGUUGGCUGAUCCAGCUUCUCAGUCUGGCCUGCACCAUCAAGGAGUAUAAGGUCAUCACUAACAGAGACUUCACACCUACGGACGGUGGUAAGAAGUGUGAUCUGCCCAGCGACGAGGCUGGUAUCAUCUGGGACAGUAUCUGUUUCGCCUUCCUGCUGUUGCAGAGACGUGUCUUCAUGAGUUACUACUUCCUACAUGUGGUGGCUGACAUCAGGGCCUCACAGAUACUGGCCUCCAGAGGGGCUGAAUUGUUCCAGGCCACUAUAGUGAAUGCAGUCAGAGCCAAACUGGAGGAAGAGGAGCAGUCUAUGGAACAGCUGAAGAGACAGAUGGACCGUAUAAAGCAGCGGCAGGAGAAGUUUAAGCGAGGGAAUAAAGUGUUGAGCCAAGAGUCAGGAGACAGAGAGAACCCCAUCCAUCCACAGGAGUCAGGAGACAGAGAGAACCCCAUCCAUCCACAGGAGUCAGGAGACAGAGAGAACCCCAUCCAUCCACAGGAGUCAGGAGACAGAGAGAACCCCAUCCAUCCACAGGAGUCAGGAGACAGAGAGAACCCCAUCCAUCCACAGGAGUCAGGAGACAGAGAGAACCCCAUCCAUCCACAGGAGUCAGGAGACAGAGAGAACCCCAUCCAUCCACAGGAGCAGAAGGUGGUGAGAAGUGGAGAUUAUUACUUGUUUGAAACCGACAGUGAAGAAGAGGAGGAAGAGAUGGAGAGAAGAGAGGGCCUACAGCCUCCCAAGAAGUCAGCGUUUCAGCAAGCUAUUGGGAAGUUUGCCUCAGCCCUUAUAGCUCUGCCCAGAUCUAUCAUUAAACUUCCAAAAGCCAUCCUUCAGUAUAUAAUCAGGGCAGCCAAGUUUGUCUACCAUGUCUGGAUAACAAACUCCAAGACGGCCAUGAAGAAACGAUGCAAAGAGAAGAACAAGUUCUGGAAGAGGUACACCAAGAGAGACAAACACAAAAAGGACAAGAUGGAUGGUCAUGUGACUGUAGAGUUAGGAGAGACAGAGGAGGAUCAGAAGGGAGGAGAGGAGGAGAAGUCUGAUGGACCAGACAACGUCUUGAAGCGAGUGUUCAACAUCAUCAAGUUCACCUGGGUGUUGUUCCAGACGGCGGUGGAGAGCUUCACCAAGUGGAUGAACAACGUGUGUAGAGAACACAUAGACAUCUCCACCGUGCUGCGUAUUGAGAGAUGUAUGCUCACUAGAGAGAUCAAAAAGGGUAAUGUUCCGUCCAGAGACAGUAUCCACGUGUACUACCAGAAGCAGAUGCGUGUGUACAUGUCGCAGGCCUCCAGUCUGGACCGGCUCAUUGACGAGAACAGUGUGUCGUGGUCUCACAGGGUCCGUAGAAGGAGAGGUAGCUAUCGUAUGGAGAGCCAGGACUCCAUUGUAUCUAUGGCCUCCAGGGAUAGUUUAUCCAGUGCCUACACUGAGGCCACCAUGCUGUUCUCCCGCCAAGACACGCUGGACGAGCUGGACGGAAUGCCGUCAGACGUUCCUAUUCCCAAAACCAGCGAGCGUGUUCGGCCCACACUCUGUAAGAUUUACGGCCUAGACGCCUCCAAGUCGACUGACAGCAGCAGCAGCCAAGUGUCCAGCGAGGCGACUCAGUGCAUCACUCUCUACUCACGGCAAGGCACCAAUGACACCAUCGAGGAGGUGGAGGACGAACAGGACCAGGGGGAGGACAGGCAGAACGAACUCUUGGGACCCUCACAACCGGAGGCAGAGAGUGCUGAGGGAAGCCCCUGGUGGAGUGGUGGUGGUGGAGUGACCACCGAAGAGGAGGAGGGGGACCAAGGACAGUGGGAUUCAUGGGGGACUCCAGGCCCAAGGGAGGUCCCCUCCUUCAGGGUAGACGGUCCAACUUCGACCCUCCUGGCCCUUCGAUCAGGGUCCCAGGACUGUACCACUGACAGUGACGAUGGGGGUGUCCGGCAAGAGUACCGGAACACAGAGCAGCGGGACCGGGUGGGUCAGCUGGACACUUCGGACACUGACGUGCCUUCCAGCUACAACAAGUCGGUGAGCUUCGACCGACUGGAGGUGAGUGAGGAUGACAGCGACAGGGACGAUAGGAGGAGGAUGGCGAUGACCCCAGACACCAGCCGGUCUGACUAUCUGGACGACCCCUUGCUGCCCUCGUUGACCACUGAGCUGACCGCCAGCGAACUGCUGCUCAACAAGAUGUUCCAUGAUGAGGAGUUAAAGCGGUCGGAGCGGUUCUAUGUGGGCCAGCCCCUGGUGCUCCAGCUGGUCUAUGCCCUGUAUAACAUGCUGAUGACCCACUCUGAGAUGGUGUGUUACCUAGUCAUCAUCCUCAACAACAUGCUGUCAGCCUCCUGUAUCACCCUGGUCCUCCCCAUCCUCAUCUUCCUCUGGGCCAUGCUGUCCGUACCUAGACCCAGUAAGAGGUUCUGGAUGACCGCCAUCGUUUAUACCGAGGUCGCCAUCGUCAUCAAGUAUUUCUUCCAGUUUGGCUUCUUUCCCUUCAACCAGAACCCGAAGGUGAACGGGAAUAAACCCUACCACCCUCCCAACAUCAUCGGAGUGGAGAAGAAAGACGGAUACGUCGUCUGCGACCUCAUACAGCUUCUGGCUCUCUUCUUCCACAGGUCCAUCCUGAAGUGUCAUGGUCUCUGGGACGAAGACGACCGUAAGGACACCAAGAAGGAGAUCCUUCGCCAGGACACCGAGUCGAAGGAAGACGAGAAGGAGAGGGACGCCACUCCCGUGCCGUCCAACCCCCGCGAGAGGAAGGGGUCGAUACAGACCCUCAGGUCUAUGAAUCUGGGCGUGGGCACCUCCGUGGACUCUGUACACGUCCCCGUGCACUACCUCCAGCAACAGCAGCAGACCUACCAGAGAAGGAAGAGCUCCAGUGCAGGGUCUCAUAUCUCCCACCAGUCAGUCCACUCUGUACGCUCCAAGAGAGGCAGCAUCAACUCCAGGAACAGUAGCCGUAGAGACGGGGGCGAGGUGUCAGUGCAGCAGAAGACCAAGAAACAGCUGAUCGUGGAGAAGCUCAAAGAACAGAUGAUCAAAGCCAAGACCUUCACUAUCAAGAGGAUCAUGAAGGUGUACCUGCCCAUCCGUCAGUUCUUCUACAACCUGGUCCAUCCAGAGUACAGCGCUUUGACAGACGUCUAUGUCCUCAUGUUCCUGGCCGACACCGUCGACUUCAUCAUCAUCGUCUUCGGUUUUUCUGCUUUUGGGAAACACUCAACGGGAGCCGACUUCACGUCGUCUCUGUCGGAGGACCAGGUUCCCGGAGCCUUCCUGGUGAUGGUUCUGAUCCAGUUUGGGACCAUGGUGGUGGACCGGGCCCUGUACCUCAAGAAGACAGUGCUGGGGAAAGUCAUCUUCCAGGUGGUCCUGGUGUUCGGGAUUCACUUCUGGAUGUUCUUCAUCCUCCCCGGACUCUCUGAUAGGCGUUUCAAUGAGAACACAGUAGCCAAGCUGUGGUACUUUAUCAAGUGUAUCUACUUUGGGCUGUCAGCCUAUCAGAUCCGCUGUGGCUACCCCACCAGGGUCCUGGGUAACUGCCUCACCAAGAGCUACAACUACACCAACCUCUUCCUGUUUCAAGGGUUCCGUCUGAUCCCGUUCCUGUCUGAGCUGCGUGCGGUAAUGGACUGGGUCUGGACUGACACCUCUCUGUCUUUAUCCUCUUGGAUCUGUAUGGAAGACAUCUACGCUCACAUCUUCGUCCUCAAGUGCUGGAGGGAGUCAGAGAGGAGAUACCCCCAGCCGCGGGGCCAAGCGAAGAAGCCGGUGGUGAAGUAUGGGAUGGGAGGGAUGAUCGUCAUGCUUCUGAUCUGUAUCAUCUGGUUCCCUCUACUCUUCAUGUCUCUGAUCAAGUCUGUGGUGGGGGUGGUCAACAGACCACUGGACGUCUCCUUCUCCAUCACCCUGGCCGGGUUCCAGCCGAUCUUCACUAUGAGUGCUCAGCAGAACCAGCUCAGAGAAGUCUCCAAACAUGACAUCCAUGGCACCUUCAUGAGGUCAUACCAGUCCUAUCCUGAAGCGAUGCAGUGGCUGGAGUACUACAUGCCAGAGGACCUGACCAUAGCUGAGUUGGAGGGCAGCUCUAACAGUCUGUGGACCAUCAGUCCUCCCAGUAGAACUAACAUCAUGGAGAUGCUCAGCUCCAAGGAACAGUUCCCCAUCACUGUAGCUUGGUCUAUCCAACGGAACCUGACUCUGGGAGCGAAGGCUGAGUUUGCGACUGGGAAGAAAGUGACGUUCCUGGAUGAUGCAACCAAACUGGAGCUGAGCCUACUGCUCAACGGGACCAGACGAGACAGAGUGGUGAUAAAACAUAUUUUCCCGCGGUACCUCCGAGCCCCUAGUGACUCCGAGGCCAAGCCCAUAGAACAACUGUAUAAAGAGAAGGUGUACAUGAGCAUCACUUUGGCGUUGGAGCGUUCCCAUAACGACUCGGCGGAAGUCCAGGAGUGGUGGAUCGUGAACCAGACUAGUCCGGGACAGAUCAACGUUCGUCGGCCCAAGCACCUGUACGACGCUGGGCUGGAGCUCUAUGUCUUUAGUGACCAGGUCAGCCCUCCUAGUCUGGGCUUCCUGGCUGGAUACGGGAUCAUGGGUCUUUAUGCCUCCGUGGUGCUGGUCAUCGGUAAGUUUGUCCGUGAGUUCUUCAGCGGAGUCUCCCACACCAUCAUGUUCGAGGAGCUGCCCAACGUGGACCGCAUCCUGAAGCUGUGCACCGACAUCUUCCUGGUCCGAGAGACGGGAGAGCUGGACCUGGAGGAAGACAUGUACGCUAAACUCAUCUUCCUCUAUCGCUCGCCUGAGACUAUUAUCAAAUGGACCAGGGAAAAGACUCAGUGAGCCUGAGACUAUGAUCAAAUGGACCAGGGAAAAGACUCAGUGAGCCUGAGACUAUGAUCAAAUGGACCAGGGAAAAGACUCAGUGAGCCUGAGACUAUGAUCAAAUGGACCAGGGAAAAGACUCAGUGAGCCUGAGACUAUGAUCAAAUGGACCAGGGAAAAGACUCAGUGAGCCUGAGACUAUGAUCAAAUGGACCAGGGAAAAGACUCAGUGAGCCUGAGACUAUGAUCAAAUGGACCAGGGAAAAGACUCAGUGAGCCUGAGACUCUGAUCAAAUGGACCAGGGAAAAGACUCAGUGAGCCUGAGACUAUGAUCAAAUGGACCAGGGAAAAGACUCAGUGAGCCUGAGACUCUGAUCAAAUGGACCAGGGAAAAGACUCAGUGAGCCUGAGACUAUGAUCAAAUGGACCAGGGAAAAGACUCAGUGAGCCUGAGACUCUGAUCAAAUGGACCAGGGAAAAGACUCAGUGAGCCUGAGACUAUGAUCAAAUGGACCAGGGAAAAGACUCAGUGAGCUCGUGCUUCUACACCUGCAUUGCUUGCUGUUUGGGGUUUUAGGCUGGGUUUCUGUACAGCACUUCGAGAUAUUAGCUGAUGUACGAAGGGCUAUAUAAAAUAAAAUUGAUUGAUUGAUUGGCUGUAAAGGGGUAGUUAUCCGCUUUAACAGUGUUUCUCAACCUCUGACUAGUCGGUGAAUAUUUGGACCAGUCUCUGGGACGUUGAUGUUACCGACUGACUUGAGAACUCUUCUUAAGUGUCAUUGAUUUAUUUUAUGUAAGGAAGGAAGGACCAAAGCUUGCCGGUUCCUAUUGAGAAAACGGUUGAGAAACACCGCCUUAGAACACAAUUGCUUAAAUAACGUGACCGAGGCGUCAGGAAACAAUGAAAGUUGGGACAAAGAACGGGGUCUUCACUGAGAGGACAUAUGGUUGAGGUUAAAUACUAUUUACAAAGCUCUGGUGGUAUGCGAUUCAAGUACUGGCGUGACUAUUCUACUUUAUACCAACGAUGUGUCAAAUACUACAACUAACUCCCUGUAUCGUUCCUCGUUGUCUUUUCCCGACAGCAGUGUGGAUUAUACAGGUCAGUGUUUUAAAAAGGGCUUCCCACCAAUGGAUGAUGACCACGAGGAGGAACUUACACAGGAUUGGUCGUUUUAGAUUGCCAACCUUUUCCUGAUUGGAGCUCCUGGUUCAUGGGAUUGUGCAAUAUUAUAGAGCUCUUCUUCAUGUCCUCCGAGACGACCAUUUUGAAGGAUGUUGUCAUUGCUACAUACGAGACGACCAUUUUGACUAUGAUCGCAGGCGACUACGCCAUCUUGUUCAUGUCUAAAACAGAGAGCUACUUCUAAAGACGCUAACGACAAUCUAUACUUGCAUUAUUUUUUGUUUGUUUGUAUGAGAAACUAAACUUGUGUUAAUGAUUUCUCAGGAAAAGACAGGAGUUGUUGUUUCACCAAAAAAAGGGUUAACUUUUACUCAAUGUAAUGUUUAGAGUAUAGAAACUUUAAUAUGUUGUUUUGGUAGCUAAUAGACGGUUGAAUUGAUUUACCUACUUAAAGGUCAUAAAAAGCUGAGAAGAUAUAAAAACAAAAACUGUGAUAGAAUCAAGACUGAUGUUGGUCUAUUUCCUGUUGGUCUAUUUCCUGUUGGUCUAUUUCCUGUUGGUCUAUUUCCUAGUUGGUCUAUUUCCUGUUGGUCUAUUUCCUGUUGGUCUAUUUCCUGUUGGUCUAUUUCCUGUUGGUCUAUUUCCUGUUGGUCUAUUCCUAGUUGGUCUAUUUCCUAGUUGGUCUAUUUCCUAGUUGGUCUAUUUCCUAGUUGGUCUAUUUUCUGUUGGUUUAUUUCCUGUUGGUCUAUUUCCUAGUUGGUCUAUUUCCUGUUGGUCUAUUUCCUAUUUCCUGCAUAUUAGCCAGGGGGGAACCACUCCAGACUGUCUGUAAAUAAUUGAGAAGAAGAACCUGUCUUUAUCCAAAUUAGAACCCGAUUCCAGUAUGUUUUUAUCAAGGCCCAUAUAAGGAUCUGGUCAAAAGUAGGUCAUUACAUAUUAACGCAUCUUUUGACCAAUGGGUACAAUAAUAUGUUAAUUAUGUAGAUGCUCCUCUAAGAAAACCAAUGGUCCAAACCUCAUGGUGUUUUUAACCCUUGUGGGAUGGCCAGAAUUAGGGUGACUAAAUCAAUGGAGGCCAGAGAGAAGAAGUGGUCAAAAAUCAGGAAAAUUACACUGCAUGGUGUCAGCGAGACUAGAGUCUGUGAAAGGAUUAAGUUUAACUGACAGGCUCACUGUUGAACUCCUCAUCUUUCUUCUAGACUCCACCGGACAUAAAACAACAUAAAAGUAAGAAAGAUAUCGAUUUUGACAUGUACUAUUUUCAUAUUUUAGCAUAUGCUUUUCAUAUUAAUGCGAACUUCCUGUGAAAGGUCAACAGAGCAUAGAGCGUACCGCUCAUGUCAUGGUCAUUUAGCUUUUUUUUUUUUGCGUCCCGUGGAAACAACUUUGAAGUCGACCAUCACAACAUUGUAAAAUCCCCCCAAAGUUGCUGCGCGAAAGCUGCACCACUGUCAACAGAGCUUGUUGCUUAUUAUCGGAUGUAUUAUAGGUUGCAAAAUCCAACUUGUUGGAUAUACUGUUAAUGAAAUGUUAGAGAAAGAACUCCACUGUACGAUUCUUUGUAAAAAAUGUACUUCAUAACAUAAGGAAGUGACAUUUCAUACCCCAAAGCGCGUUUUCACCCACUCGGGGAAGAGUUGCUGCAAUUGGGCCUGUACAAAGCCCUCAGAUCUUCUCCUAACUGAGUCCUGGCACCUCUUAUAGAAAAUUGUCUUCAAAGUAUUGCAGAGUACCGGCACCUAUAUAUAAAGAGUUACCGGCACCUAAAAAGGAGUACUGACAUGUAUUGCAAUCCAUUUCAAGCGCUGAAUACAGGCUCUGUUCAGGAUACAGCUGCUAUUAGAUCAUGUUAUUAUACUGUUCUCUCUGGCUCCAAGGACACAUUUAGAGAGGAGAUGGGCUUCUCCUCAGACACACAGUUUAUUUGCUACAGUUUGACCCAAGCCCAGGGCAGUGGGUGUAUUUUGAAUAAAGAGUAUAUACUGUAUCAUGAAGCUACUCGACUGUCUGGAGUGUUCUCAUGGACACUGUUGCUGGACUCAUCCAUUGUUCAACUUCGUCCACCGAUUUGUAGAACUCUGACCUCGUGUACAGAAUGACUUCCGUAUGACUUCAAUAGGAAGUAUCACUUGAGUUUCAUCAACAUUCUAAGAUAAGAAAUGGAGAAAAUAACCAUUCAUACGAAACACAAACACGCAUUGGUUUUGUUUGGACCUUUGGUUUUCCGAGCUAUGCAUCAGAGGACAUUGUAGCAUGAAAGAAAACGUCCAGUAUUGUCAUGAGUCAUUUUCCAUUACAUUACAUAACAGUUUUAGGGAGGGAGGGUAGGGAGGUGAGGUGGGAUUACAUGUAAACGGUCAUUUUGUCUCUAUGUCUUAAAGGAGCUUUAAUAAAAGUAGUUGUAUGUUUAAAGGUAUAAAACAUGGUAUAGUUAUGGUCCAUUUUCAAUGGGUAGGUUCUAAUGGUCCAGUUGUAUGUUUAACCCUUGUAUGAUGUUUGGGUUUGUGGGGAUCCAUUUUCAAUGUUUACAAAAAAGAAAAAUGAUACAAUUAAUCAUCUUUUCAACCUGUGACUCAUUGGCUUUGGCUCAUUUUCUGUGAAGAAUAUGUCAAAUAACCUCACUUUCAUUUAGUGAACACUGUGCCCUCCCCACCCUCUACACGUUUAUAUUACAUAUGUGGUGUUCUGGUCCACUGGAGGGUAAUAAAAGUGUGGGAAAGUGUGUGUGUAGGUGAAAAGAAGUAAAAAAUUAAACAAAAAGGUUUGCUGUGUGCCUUCACUCUGUCUUCCUCCUCCCUGGGCCUGCUGUUUCAACAUAGCACCAACAACCUGUCCGGCUCCCUGCCUGUCUGCCUGUCUCCCGCUUUUCUCGCACUCUUUAACCUUUGUAGUGUGUGAAACUACACAAUGUCUUACGGUAAC
Salvelinus fontinalis (brook trout) is the source of this 12887-nucleotide messenger RNA. Its product is annotated as piezo-type mechanosensitive ion channel component 2-like. The coding region runs from base 13 to 8856 and encodes 2947 amino acids. Lineage: Eukaryota; Metazoa; Chordata; Actinopteri; Salmoniformes; Salmonidae. The record is from RefSeq and is a predicted model, not a curated record. The transcript is spliced from 51 exons.